AUGGAGGAAGCACUACGGCGGCUCAACGGAAUGCCUUUACCGGCGUCGCAGUUCGACGACGGCGCCGUCGCUGCUCCCAAUGACACCCGUAAGAAACACACUGCCACGGGUAGUAACGCCGACCGUCGCAUCCUCCGCGAGGCUUCCGCUUCCGGUGCGUUGCGAUACCGUGGCGUCCGGCGAAGGCCGUGGGGUCGUUAUGCAGCUGAGAUACGUGACCCGCACUCGAAAGAGCGGCGGUGGCUUGGUACCUUCGACACAGCGGAAGAAGCUGCACGUGCUUAUGAUUGUGCUGCACGUGCCAUGCGUGGACUUAAAGCUCGUACUAAUUUUGUUUACCCUCCUCCUCCUCCAACUCCUCCUCCUCCGCCGCCGUCCCUCUCCGAUCAACUUCUUUCUCCUUUAAACUUCGCCAAACAAUCGCCAAUUCCUCGUCGUUUCGAUACGUCGUCGUUUGAAUAUCAUGACCCUCCGUCUUUCCUCAACAUGCUUCUUCCGUACGACGCUAACUUUGUCUCAUCUACCCCUCAGUUUCCUAAAAUAGACGAUCAUUUCCCAUGUCCAAAACCGUCUUUUACUUCUCCCCCUAUAACCGAAAAUCCACCUGGCGAGGACGAUUUCUUAUGCGAUUCCGAGUUCAUUCCAAAAGAACCGUCGGAUUCGGGUCUUCUAGAAGAAAUCAUUCACGGUUUUUUCCCUAAACCGACGAAGAAGUCGCAGAAUCCACAACCGCCAAACGUCGUUUCCGACACGAAUUACCACCAAACCGGGUUUCAACAGCAGCAAACCGGAUACUCGUACAAUUACCAAACCGGAGCGGCUCAGGUGGGGAAUUUGAACCAGCCGUCGUAUGGGUAUGGGUCGGAAGAACCGGCGAUGAAUAAUGGAGAAUAUAUUUCAGUAGCCGGAGUUCUUGAAUGCUUUUACGGGCAACAUGCAGAAUGUUUAAGGGUUUUAGUACUGUUGUAG
Messenger RNA from Cucurbita pepo subsp. pepo (vegetable marrow), 969 nucleotides. The record is from RefSeq and is a predicted model, not a curated record. Lineage: Eukaryota; Viridiplantae; Streptophyta; Magnoliopsida; Cucurbitales; Cucurbitaceae.